Molecule: messenger RNA, 2186 nt
Organism: Chroicocephalus ridibundus (black-headed gull)
Lineage: Eukaryota; Metazoa; Chordata; Aves; Charadriiformes; Laridae
Gene: SYNC
Product: syncoilin, intermediate filament protein
Exons: 4
Coding region: 87-1664 (525 amino acids)
Cellular component (GO): intermediate filament
Source: RefSeq, a predicted model, not a curated record
GCGGUGGCCGGGCGAAGCGGCUGCUCCGGGGAGUCUGAUUUCCAGCCCUGUUUAUUAAUAACCCCCCCCCGCCCCAUGCUGAGCCCAUGUGCAGCGCCGAGCCGGAGGCGCUGGGCUCCGGGGGAGGAAGGGACCUGAUGGCAGAGCCUGAGCCCGCUCCAGAGCUGCAGCUGGAUGAAGCUGGAGCAUCCUCCGCCCCGCCGGCAGCGGCUGCAGGUGCUGCUCCGCACCCGGACCUUUCGCGCAGCCCGUCAGACCCAGCGGGGGGUGCGGGGGUGACACCCCUGCACCGGGACAGCCCGGACGCCUGCCGGGAGCUGCAGCCAGACGGCGGGGACGCUUCCUUGGAGCUAAACAUGCCAGGGCCCCAGCUGGGCGAGGAUGCGGCCAGGGCUGAGAUCCCGCUGGAUGUGGAUGGGGCAGGAAUCCCACUGGACGGGGAUGCAGAUGGAGUAGGGAUCCCACUGGAUGUGGAUGGGGCAGGAAUCCCACUGGAUGGGGAUGCAGAUGGAGUAGGGAUCCCACUGGAUGUGGAUGGGGCAGGAAUACCCCUGGGCAUAGAUCCAGGUGGGACGGGGAUCCUGCUGGACAUGGAUGAUGCAGAUGGAGUAGGGAUCCCGCUGGACAUGGACACAGACGGGGCAGGGAUCCCAGCCGACGUGGAUGCAGACGGGGCAGGAAUCCCUCUGGAUAUGGAUGCAGAGGGGGCAGGCAGCCCCCUGGACGCGGAUGGUGCAGAGCAUCAGUGCCUGACCCUCGAAGAGCUGGGGGACUACUUCCAAGAAUGCAUCGAAGCCGUUGAGCAGCUGGAGAAAGAGAGAGACAGCCUGAUCGCGGAGCUCUCCCAGCUGCGGGAGCCGGCGCUGCAGGAGAUCCGCCAUGCCCAUGAGGAGAUCCAGGCAGCUUGCCGGCUGCUGGCCAAAGUGGAGCUGGAGAGGGACAACCUGAAGGAUGAGAUCCGGCAGAUCAAGCAGAAGCUGUUCAAGGUGACGAAGGAGUGCGUGGCUUGCCAAUACCAGCUGGAAAGCCGGCGGCACGACCUCUCCCAGCACGCUGCUUACCAGGGCGAGCUGGAGACCCAGGCUGGGCAACUCUCCGGAGAGCUAUCCCAGCUGAAGGAGACCUGCGAGAAGGAAAAGGAGGUUUUGAGGCAGCGGCUGGAGGCUCCACCGUGUCGGCAGGAUAACCUGUACCUGCAGGAGAGCCGCCGGCUCUCCAUGGAGUUCGAGAGCUUCGUGGCGGAGAGCCGGCGGGGUCUGGAGGAGCACUACGAGCCCCAGCUGCUGCGGCUGCUGGAGAGACGGGAGGCGGGGGCGAAGGCGCUGCAGGAGAUGCAGGGGGAGAUCCAGGGGAUGAAGGAAGCCCUGCGGCCCUUGCAGGGGGAGGUCAGCCGGCUGCGGCUGCAGAACCGCAGCCUGGAGGAGCAGAUCGUCCUCGUCAAGCAGAAGCGGGAUGAAGAGGUUGGGCAGUACCGGGAACAGGUCGAGGAGCUGGAAGACAGGCUGAAGGAGCUGAAGAACGGGGUCCAGCUCCAGCAGCGCAAGAAUCAGGAGCUGGAGGAGCUGAGGACCAGCCUCCACCGGGAGCUCUCCAUCUACAAGGGCUGCUUAGAAAUCUACGGCCACCUUUGCAAAUCGGAAGAAAAAGCAGAGGAGGAGUGUUAGGGACGAUGGACUUUUCCUCUUCGUAGCAAGAGGACAGAGGCACCUCCAGGGGACGUCGCUCUUGCUGCUGACCCUCCCCGAUGCACAGCAGCUGCCCGAAGCCAGGAACACCCAGUGUUUGCUUGUAUUUCUCAAGGCGCUGCCGUCGGUCUUGUAAUAAAACUGCUUUUCCACAGGGGAGCAGAGAAAAUAAUACUUGCACUGAAAAAUGGACAUAUACGAAGAAUGUUUUGAUGUAUGUUUUGCUGUGUUUGGAAAAAAAGUAUCUUGUCUUGUCCCAUAGGUGGAUUGUGUAAGCCUGCACUGAAAGUAUUGUUCUGGAAGCCAGUGUUAGGGGGUUUGAUUUUCAAAGUUUACAUGCAAGAGAAGCUUUAUCCUUUUAACAGGAUUUUCUUUUGUAUUUCAAGGGUCUCUGCUGUAUUGUGACAUGCUCCACCGCGGGCCACAGAAACUAGCUGUUUGUGGAUAAUAGGUUUCCACUUUAUAUAAAGUCUCACACUGAAAAUAAAGGUUGAAGUUUAA